Molecule: messenger RNA, 1551 nt
Organism: Thyridium curvatum
Lineage: Eukaryota; Fungi; Ascomycota; Sordariomycetes; Thyridiales; Thyridiaceae
Exons: 4
Coding region: 1-1551 (516 amino acids)
Molecular function (GO): iron ion binding; monooxygenase activity; heme binding
Source: RefSeq, a predicted model, not a curated record
AUGGCUAAUUCUUCUGUGCUCCUGCCUGAGCGUCUCCUUCCAGCAAUACCUGCUAUGCCGUCUUACCUUGCAAGUCGCCUUGUCUGGCUUCUGCUUGUGAGCAGCAGUUUCGCGUGGGUGUAUUCAAAAACCCGCCAAAAGUCAGCUAACUUCCCUGUCAUCAACCCACCAAAAGGAUGGCUGUCUUUAUUUACCCAGGACAACAUCAAGUACUACCUUGAUAAUGGAUGGGAGGUACAGAGAAGAGGGGCCGCAGAGUAUGGUGGCCAACCCUACAAUGUUAUCACUACAGACGGGGUCGUCACUGUUCUUCCACCCAGCCUCGCGCAGGAGAUCCGCAAUGAGCCAAACCUGAGCUUCUUGGCAGUAGCGGCAACAAACCUGCAGUCACAUCUGAAAGGGUUCGAUGUUUAUGCUGUGGACACUAUUCAGGGGGAAUUGAUGCUGAAGGUGACGAGGAAUAAGCUGCCGAAAUUCCUGGCUCAAAUGUGCAAGCCCAUAGCCGAAGAGGCGAGUAUAGCAGUGAAACUAAGUCUUGGGCAGUCAUCAGCCCGCAUGUCCUCGCGCGUCUUCCUCGGCCCCGAGCUCUGUCGCGACAAAGCAUGGCUCAAUGUAACCAAGUCCUUCGCGCUGGACAGCUUCCAAGCAUCCGACAAACUCCGUCGCUAUCCAACCUGGUUUCGCAGCUUUGCUGCUACAUGGCUUGUUCCGCAGGCCAAACUUGUUCGUCAACAGGCUAUAGAUGCCGAGAAGCUAGUAAGGGCUGUGAUUGAGAAGCGACGGCAACAACGCGAACAAAACGGGGGGACGGAAAAGGGCGAGGAGAACUCGGUGGACUGGUUUGAAGACGAGGCUGGUGGAAGAGUGUAUGAUGCCGGCAAGACGCAGCUUCUGCUGUCUGCCGUGGCGAUCCAAACUACAACGGACCUGCUCACUGAGGUUAUGUUACGGUUGGCUCAGAGACCAGACUUUGUGCAGGAACUGAGAGAUGAGGUGGCCAGUGUCUUGCAGGCCGCUGGUGCGUGGAGUAAGCCUGCUUUAUUCAACAUGAAGCUGCUGGACAGCGCCAUCAAGGAGGCGCAGAGGAUGCGGCCUGUGUUGUUUGGCGCUAUGCCGCGCAUUGCCCUUGCGGAUGUCGUCAUUCCCUGCACUGGCGUCACGAUCCCCAAGGGCAGUCGCCUUGCCGUGUCAUCGCUCCUACAUCACGACCCAUCUGUCUACGAGAAUCCCCUUGAGUAUGACAUCCACCGAUUCGCUGACCUGCGAGAUGAUGACAGCAACAGCCAUAGCCAUCUCGUCUCCACGGGGCCUGCAAGUCUCGGAUUUGGCCACGGCAACCAUGCCUGUCCGGGCAGAUUCUUUGCAGCUAACGAGCUGAAGAUUGCAUUGUCUUUUUUGCUGGUGAAUUAUGACUGGAAAAUAGACACGGAGAACGUUGAUAUAAGCCCCGAGAAUAUUGGUUUCACUGCGAAUGUGAAUCAGACUGCCAGGGUGAGAUUUCGACGAAGGGCGCCAGAGGCGAUCGAGAUUGACUUGGAUAACAUUAGAUAG